Molecule: messenger RNA, 2593 nt
Organism: Trematomus bernacchii (emerald rockcod)
Lineage: Eukaryota; Metazoa; Chordata; Actinopteri; Perciformes; Nototheniidae
Gene: cab39l
Product: calcium binding protein 39-like
Exons: 9
Coding region: 220-1224 (334 amino acids)
Biological process (GO): intracellular signal transduction
Molecular function (GO): protein serine/threonine kinase activator activity
Source: RefSeq, a predicted model, not a curated record
CUAGCUUGACAGACUACUGGAAAGCGACCAGAUGGAAUUCAGCACUGGCUUCUUAACAGAUUCCGCACAUUUUAAAUUGUAUCGCACACAUUUUUUAGCGGACUUUCUUGGCAUUUGACAAGCCCUGGCGUGACUACAAGGGCCUGUGAAGCGGGGACAGAAGAAGACAUUUAAAGACCCAACAUCUUCCCACUGUCCCAAGGCGAGUGUGUGUCCAUCAUGCCGCUGUUUGGUAGAUCCCAGAAGAGUCCGGCGGAAAUCGUCAAGACCCUGAAGGAAAACAUGGCCAUCCUGGUCAAACAGGAUAAGAAGACAGACAAGGCGUCUGAGGAGGUGUCGAAGUGUCUGGUGUCCAUGAAGGAGAUCCUGUACGGCAGCAACGAUAAGGAGCCUCACACGGAGACGGUGGCCCAGCUGGCCCAGGAGCUGUACAACAGCGGGCUGCUGCUGUCGCUGGUGAAGAACCUGCAGGUCAUCGACUUCGAGGGCAAGAAGGAUGUGUGUCAGAUCUUCAACAACAUCCUGAGGAGGCAGAUCGGGACGAGGAGUCCCACCGUGGAAUAUUUCUGUUCCCACCCAGAGGUGCUCUUCAUCCUGCUGAAUGGUUACGAGACGCCCCAGUCAGCGUUGAAUUGCGGGAUCAUGCUGAGGGAGUGCAUUCGCCACGAGCCGCUCGCCAAGAUCAUCCUGCACUCCAGUGAUUUCUACAAAUUCUUCCUUUACGUGGAGAUGUCCACCUUCGACAUCGCCUCCGACGCCUUCGCCACCUUCAAGGAUCUCCUGACAAGACACAAAGUGCUUGUGGCCGAAUACCUGGAGCAGAACUACGAAGCUGUGUUUAAAGACUACGAGAAGCUGCUGCACUCUGAGAACUACGUCACCAAGCGGCAGUCUCUAAAGCUGCUGGGCGAGCUGCUGCUGGACAGACACAACUUCACGGUGAUGACGCGCUACAUCAGCAAGCCGGAGAACCUGAAGCUGAUGAUGAACCUGCUGCGAGACAAGAGCCCCAACAUCCAGUUUGAAGCCUUCCACGUCUUCAAGGUUUUCGUAGCGAACCCCAACAAGACGCAGCCCAUCAUCGACAUCCUGCUCAAGAACCAGACCAAACUAAUCGACUUCCUGAGCAACUUCCAGAAGGAUCGCACGGACGACGAGCAGUUCAACGAUGAGAAGACCUACCUAAUCAAACAGAUCCGGGAUCUGAAGAAGCCGGCCUCCUAGAGAAGCCCCUCAACCCCAACUUUUUACCGAUAGGAUUAAAAAAAAAAACACACACACAUUAACAAUAACGGUUACUCUAUUUCAAAGAAAAUCUUCUCUUUGUUGGUUCAUUUGAAACACUAGUUCUCAAUCACUGAUCUUUCUUUUUGUAAAUGUUUCUCAUGAGAUCUUUGUUUGUUUUCCAUCUGUAGCAUGUCGUGCCACAACUCAUGGUGUUGAAGGCAUUCGCUCUGCUGGGAGAACCAGCGCUUAAAAAAUCCUUUUUGUAAUGCGAACAGUCACCAGAUGCAGUCUCUACACGUGGAUUGAUUUCUAACUGUUUAAGUGAAGUAGCUGCAAAUCAAAAAUAACUAUAAUAAUGAAGAAUUUCUGCUUAUUUUUGUUUUUUUAGCUCGGUCGGCAUGUGCAAAAACAUAUUCUCAGUCAUCGCUCAAAGCUUCGUUAGCCAAACAUUUAGCUGCUAAACGUCCUUCUUAUUGUAAAGCCAAACAACUGUGUAGUCCACUGAGACAAAUAUAACAUUUGUGAUAAUUGGGCUGUAUAAAUAAACAUUGAUUGAUAGUGCCAAUUAAACAUGGGACAGGAUUAAGUAGACCUUUGAGAUUAAGAGUAUACUACAAGAUAAAUACAUUUGACUAUGAUCUAAGGGAUGCUUUUUAAUCAUCUGUAAUCGGAUGACCAAUCACAACAAAGAAAUCAGCAUAAUAGGGCCUCUUUAAAGCUCUCCAAAACCACAUAUAUUUGGCAAUAUCGAGACUGAGAAUAGACGUUUUGAGAGAAGUGGUUUUAGUGACUGUUGGAACAUGCUAUGGGUACAGCUUCCAUCCUAUUGAUCGCUGGUGGCUGAUCGCACUUUCUGUAUGAUCCAUCAUGUUAAUCUUAAGAUGAUCACUGUUUGAGGGUUAAUUUUUUUAUAUAUAGUUUCAUUUCUUGUCAUGUACAGUUGAUGGUUUGUACACCUGAAGUGAGUGCCAUUGUGAGUGGGAACGUUGUUUUGAUUUGGAUCUGACGUUGGUGUUAGAAACCAGUGAGAGGAUCCCGAGGUGCCUUUUUGGUUUGGUGUGUUCUUCUUUUUGUAUUUCCAGUAUCUUUCUAGGGGAGCUUAAUUGUUAUGUUAAUGAGAAUAUGCUCUGGACAGAACAUAUUUGUUGUGAUUAAGCAGUGAACCUCUCAACUCACUAUACUUGAGUUACGCUGUCAUAGAAACGUUUUUUAAAGCUGAUGCCAUCGUGUACAGACCAGGGGCUUUACAGUUUCCGUUGAUUUAAUGUUCAAAUUACAAACUGUGUUGGCGAAGAAAUCAUCGGGAAAGUUAUCGCAGAGUGAGGCCAAAGUUGGAACUGAGAAAUGUAACUGUGAAAAAUCCACA